Molecule: messenger RNA, 1876 nt
Organism: Cylas formicarius (sweet potato weevil)
Lineage: Eukaryota; Metazoa; Arthropoda; Insecta; Coleoptera; Brentidae
Exons: 4
Coding region: 109-1200 (363 amino acids)
Source: RefSeq, a predicted model, not a curated record
UUCUCCCGAAAGGUGGUAAAUUUGUAGUUUUUGUUUGGAAAUUUGUAUUUUUUCGCGCAUUAUUGUGAUCUGUGCCGUAUAUUUAUAUUUUUAAUUUAUCAUUUUACGAUGUCUCCUGAAAUGAACGCAAACCCUCCCAGUGUAACGAGACGUAAGAAAAAUCGCGAAAAGAAAUCUUCUGGUGAUGCCUUUACCAAUUUUGAUAUAAACAUGUCGUCUUGCAACUAUUUUCCGUUAAGCGGUCACCCGUACCAGAACCCCGACUUGUCCCAUAACUAUUAUUCAUUUUUGAAUUGUUCCAAUCAAUCGGAGCCGAUGUCCUUGCCUAUAUAUCCCAUGAAUUGCCCCAGAUAUGCUUAUCCGGGGAAUGUAUUCGGUUCGUCGAGACAUUCGUCUCUUUUCAAUAACAAUUUCAAUGUACAUUCCGAUAUUGUCGACUACAUGAGUCUACCGGUUGCCAAUAUGGACCAAAACGAAGAAGCAACCAAGCGGCGUUUCUCAGAUCCCGGUUUGCCCAAUGAAAGCGAUUCGAGCUCGAAUUCUUUCGACGAAAGAUUCGCUCGCAAACUGACCACGCAGCUCAACUCCUUGAUAGAGAACAAUCGGAAAUUAUCCAGGGAAGUAAUGGAACUGAGAAUUGAACUAAAUACACUCAAGCAGCACCAGAAUGUUAGGCAUUACGAUAGGGAGUACGAGCCAGGUAUGCUCGUCGACAUAAUAAGGGAAGUUCGGGAAGCCGCGCGUGUACGCGAAGAUGCCCUCAUUGCCAAAGUUAAACAUAUUAUCGAGGACAAGUAUUUGAGCGUGAAUCAUUUGAAUUUAGUGACCGAAAAAAAUCGCAAUAACGACAGGAUCACCAAAAUCGAGGAACAACUCAAGAAUCUGAACGCGAGCGGUAUGCGGGCAGAGGAGGCAGCCAACGCGUCUUCUAGCGUGGACGAAAAAAUAAAAGCGGCCCAACAGGUGUUGGAGCUGGAAAGGGAGGCGCUCGAGUUGAGGCGGGAACUGCAAGACACCAGGGCGAAAAAGGAGGAGGCAGAUCUAAAAAUUUUAGAGUUGUCGGGCAUGCUGCGUCGAAGCGAAUUGAGCCCGUCGGAUGCAUCCGAAGAUGGAAAAGCGUCCGUGGACAGCAUUUCCGCGGCUUCUUCCGUAACUACGGCCCCCCGGGUGAUUUUAUCCGGACCCGUGACAGAUUUGUAGUGCAAACCAUCGAUCCGAUCGUUUAUUAUCAAUAAGAUGCCUUUAAAAUCGUGUCUUAGUUCCACAAUCGAAAUAAUAUCGAUUGUUUAACGCAUUGACUUCGUCCGAAGUUAAUAAAUUUUUUUUUAUUUAAAAGAAGAAGAAAUAUCGCCUGUCCAGAUUUGAAAAAAAAAAAUAAAAUGACAUAAAGUAUAGUAAAAAUGUGACAAUCUACCGUUGCUAUAGAGAGCGUUUUACUUUAGUGUAAUUUUCGUUGGUUACUAUCAGAGUCUCCAAGAAGGAAACACAAAAAAUUAUUAGUUUUCAAACAUUCCAGACCAUGUAAGUAGAAUACGAAUACGUUUUUCAUUUAUACUUUUUAUAGUAUGAAUUCUUAUUUUUCUCCUUUUCUUCUUCUUCUACUUCUUCUUUAUUCUAGUUCUGAUGAGGAUUCCAACAUUCUCCCCACCUCCUUCUGAUUGCUAUAUUGUGAAAAUUAACUUGUAUAUGUUUGAGAAUUUGUGUAAAAAUAAAUUUAUCUGGUCCCAAGUUUUAACGUUAAAGCGUCGACUUUUUGAAAACCUUAAAAACGCAAGGUUAGUGAUUUUUUUAUUAUACUUUAUGUAAUUUUGUUCAAUAAGUAUUUUUUUUUUCUUCUCAUGGAACUUUUUUUUUUAAUUUUGAGAACCAAUAUUUA